GUUGAGUUUGCGCCCUCUGCAAGAUUCGAAAGAAUUUAAUUGUAGCUUCAUCAGGUGGCGACCACUUUGAGUUCAUUCAAUCCAUCAACAUCCAAGAGCAUGCGCUUUUUGACGGCGGUACGCCUAAUUUCCAAUCUCUCUCCGUCGUGGACUUUAUUAUUAUUAUUAUUUUCCGCUGAAACGUUCUUGAUUAUUUGAUGGUUGUGCCAUAUGCAUCGCGAGCAUCAGCAUGCGUUUUCGUGAUGCUUUCCAUUUCCGCCAGGAUAUUGUUCGACCCUUCAGCACGAGCCCAUCGCCAACUGAGGGAACCUGAAGCGCCUAGACCAGGUUGCAGUGGCACUCCGCCAGAGCACAGUCUUAGUCGUGUGAUCCUCCACUCUCACCUGCAGGACACUAGUGACAACUUUCAUACGAAACGGCAGGAUCACCGAAAACGAUCAAGAUAGCUUAUCGCAAAUCUGCCGCAGCUUCCGCCGGCAGAGACUUUGUGAGC
Suillus subaureus is the source of this 493-nucleotide messenger RNA. RefSeq lists its product as uncharacterized. NCBI's taxonomy places the organism in Eukaryota, Fungi, Basidiomycota, Agaricomycetes, Boletales, Suillaceae. The record is from RefSeq and is a predicted model, not a curated record. The transcript is spliced from 3 exons. Bases 198 to 446 code for a protein of 82 amino acids.